Molecule: messenger RNA, 2113 nt
Organism: Rhinolophus ferrumequinum (greater horseshoe bat)
Lineage: Eukaryota; Metazoa; Chordata; Mammalia; Chiroptera; Rhinolophidae
Gene: ETNK1
Product: ethanolamine kinase 1
Exons: 8
Coding region: 268-1359 (363 amino acids)
Biological process (GO): phosphatidylethanolamine biosynthetic process
Cellular component (GO): cytoplasm
Molecular function (GO): ethanolamine kinase activity
Source: RefSeq, a predicted model, not a curated record
AUGCUCCGCGGUCACCGGCGGUCGAACGCAGAUGAGAGGAAUUUUUCCCGUGAACAACCACUGCUCAGUUCAGCUGGUGUCCAGACUUGGGUCGGCAGGAGUGCCGCCUCCAAUCGUUCUCCUACCGCUCGCCCGUCAGUCUGAGCGCCCCCAGCCCUCACGCGAGGGCGCCCCGGGACGGAAGGAUCCACCAGCCUGUCGGCGCCCGCCGCUCUCGUGGUCGCCGUCGCGGUCGUCGUCGUGGUAGUCUCUGCCGUCGCCUGGGCCAUGGCCAAUUACAUACACGUCCCUCCCGGCUCCCCGGAGGUCCCCAAGCUGGACGUCACGGUUCAGGAUCAGGAGGAGCAGCGCUGCCGGGAGGGGGCCCUGCGACUCCUGCAACACCUGCGGCCGCACUGGGACCCUCAGGAGGUGACCCUGCAGCUUUUCACAGAUGGAAUCACAAAUAAACUUAUUGGCUGUUAUGUGGGUAAUACAAUGGAAGAUGUAGUCCUGGUGCGAAUUUAUGGCAAUAAGACUGAGUUGUUAGUCGAUCGAGAUGAGGAAGUGAAGAGUUUCCGAGUGUUACAGGCUCAUGGCUGUGCGCCACAACUCUACUGUACCUUCAAUAAUGGACUGUGCUAUGAAUUUAUACAGGGAGAAGCGUUGGAUCCAAAGCAUGUCUGCAACCCUGCCAUUUUCAGGCUAAUAGCACGUCAGCUUGCUAAAAUCCAUGCUAUCCAUGCACAUAAUGGCUGGAUUCCCAAAUCUAAUCUUUGGCUAAAGAUGGGAAAAUAUUUCUCUCUCAUUCCUACAGGAUUUGCAGAUGAAGACCUUAAUAAAAGGUUCCUAAGUGAUAUACCAAGCUCUCAGAUUCUUCAGGAAGAGAUGACUUGGAUGAAGGAGAUUCUUUCCAACCUGGGCUCACCUGUUGUGCUUUGCCAUAAUGACCUAUUGUGUAAGAAUAUAAUCUACAAUGAGAAACAAGGUGAUGUACAGUUCAUUGAUUAUGAAUAUUCUGGAUACAACUACCUGGCAUAUGAUAUCGGAAAUCAUUUCAAUGAAUUUGCAGGUGUGAGUGAUGUAGACUAUAGUCUCUAUCCAGAUAGAGAGCUUCAGGGCCAGUGGCUGCGUUCCUACCUUGAAGCCUACAAAGAAUUUAAGGGCUUUGGGACUGAAGUUACUGAAAAGGAGGUAGAAAUACUCUUCAUUCAAGUCAAUCAGUUUGCGUUGGCUUCUCAUUUCUUUUGGGGACUGUGGGCUUUGAUUCAAGCCAAAUACUCCACUAUUGAGUUUGAUUUCCUUGGGUAUGCAGUUGUUCGUUUUAACCAAUAUUUUAAAAUGAAGCCUGAGGUUACUGCAUUAAAAAUACCUGAAUAAAGAAGAGAUUUAAUUAUUCUCAAGUAGCUGAACAAUGCUUGCAAAUCUUUUCUUAAGAAAUUCAGAAAAGCCAAUACUUGUUAAAAUUCUGUUAUUUAAUUUGGUUAUCUUGCUUUAUAAAUUAUGCCUCUAAACAACCAUAGUCUAUUUUUUAAAUAGACUGAAUGAUGUAAAAAAAUAUACCUACUGCUGUCAGUAUGUGAUGGAUUAGAAAUUUGUUAAAUCUGCAAAAAAGUAUAAAGAUGUCAGUUUAAUCUUUGAUAAUUUAAUCUGUUAUAUGUGAAUUAUUUAUUAUAGUUGUAACAUGAUUCUGUGACUGCUUUCAUCUAUUUCAUCUUUUUAAAUGUAAUCAAUGAAAAUGGUCCAGAGAAAAAAUUUUUUUGUUUUGCUUUAGUAAGAUUAAUUUUAGUAAACAUUCUAGGUGUUCAGUGUAACCUUUUUAUCCUGAUGCACUGCAGUAAAAUGGAUCAUUCACUCUUGAAAUGCCAGACACUGAUCUAGAUAACUUAGGAUGUUCAUUGAAAAAUACCUGUUUAGGAAGGUGAAAUAUUAAUAAAUUCACUGUGCUAGUGGUACAUCUUAUUGAAUUGAAUAUUGGAAAGUUUCUUUUUUGGGGAAUAUAUCUUAGAAUUAAAUUCCCCUCUCCCUAUAUAGUCUGGCAGUAUACAUAUUAAUAUUUAAUGUAUAAUCCAGGAAUAGAUAUGAAUGAUUUUGUUACCAAAAUCUGUAUUCAGUAAUGUUCUCAUAUACUAAA